AUGAAGGUUUCUCAGAUUCUCAAACUUUCUGUCUUGUGCGGUUUUACAGUCGCAAGUCCGCUGCCAGGCGAUGCCCUUGCUAAACGGGACGCUAAACCCGCCGAUACCGACGUAUAUGGCAAGAUUUACCUGUUAAAAGAUGAUGGAAUUGAGAAGCGGGAACCUCAGAACACAUAUGGUAAAGCUUAUACCCUGAAGAUGAAGGACGACGGUUUUGAGAAGCGAGAGCCUCAGAACACAUAUGGUAAGGCGUACACUUUAAAGAUGAAGGAUGAUGGAUUCGAGAAGCGCCAAAACACUUACGGCAAGGCUUAUACUUUAAAGAUGAAGGAUGAUGGUUUCGAAAAGCGAGAUGCCGACAGUAAGGUUUAG
Messenger RNA from Fusarium sp. VM40, 372 nucleotides. NCBI's taxonomy places the organism in Eukaryota, Fungi, Ascomycota, Sordariomycetes, Hypocreales, Nectriaceae. The record is from the annotation of a GenBank genome assembly.